AUGAUCAGAACUACGAUACGCAGAGUUUCAACUAAAUCUAUUCCAUACGAACCAAUACCUAAGAACAAAUACAAUCAAGUAAGAUCAGCAUAUAAUUUCAAACCAGCAAAGAACAAUGGAUUUGUGUAUAGUCCACCAGCGGCAAUAAUUAAACCACAAAUGAUCACUCCAUACAUUUUCUUACCAGAGAAUGAUCCGAGACGGGAAUUGGCAAAACAACAUCGUAUUGAUCCAAAAAUUGUUUCAGAAAUGCCAAUUAUAAGACAGAUCAAAGCUCCUCAUGAAAGAGAAUAUAAUGUUGAUGCCGAUACAAUCAACAAAAUCAAAGAAUUACGAGCUGCUGAUCCUGAACGUUGGACAAUAAAAGAAAUUAGUAAAGAAUUCAAUAUUGAGAUGAACAAAUUGCAUUUCUUUUUGAGAAGUCAAUUUCCAAAGAAAACUACAGAACCCGUCAAAGUGGUGUCGAAAAAACUGUUGGAUAGACAAAAGAGAAAGCAAUUGUGGUUGAGAAAUCAAUAUUAG
Molecule: messenger RNA, 522 nt
Organism: Candida dubliniensis CD36
Lineage: Eukaryota; Fungi; Ascomycota; Pichiomycetes; Serinales; Debaryomycetaceae
Product: mitochondrial 54S ribosomal protein mL58
Exons: 1
Coding region: 1-522 (173 amino acids)
Cellular component (GO): mitochondrial large ribosomal subunit
Molecular function (GO): structural constituent of ribosome
Source: RefSeq, a predicted model, not a curated record